Molecule: messenger RNA, 1386 nt
Organism: Nerophis lumbriciformis (worm pipefish)
Lineage: Eukaryota; Metazoa; Chordata; Actinopteri; Syngnathiformes; Syngnathidae
Source: RefSeq, a predicted model, not a curated record
AUGGCUGAAAGUCUACAGGACCAUCUUAAAUGUCCCACCUGUCUGGACAUCUUCAAAGAUCCUGUCAUUCUGCCGUGCAGUCACAACUUCUGCCGUGUGUGUCUGCAGCAGUGGAAGGACAAAGGAGAACGAUCGUGUCCACUCUGUAGGACAGAGUUUAGAUCGAUGGAUCUGCCUUUGAACUUGGCACUGAGGAAUAUGUGUGAGAACCUUUCACGAGCCUCAGUCAAGUCAGAGGACAUAUGCAGCUUGCACAAAGAGGAACUCAAACUCUUCUGUUUGGACCACCAGGAGCUUGUGUGCCAUAUCUGCACAAAUGCAGAAAUCCACGUUGGCCACAAGAUCCGGCCCCUCGAAGAAGUUGUGAAAGGUCAUCACGAGGAACUCCAGAAAGGCCUGCAGAAUGCCAAGGAUAGACUCAAAGAUUAUGACCACUGUCAAAAGAACUGCAAUGAACAGGCAGAGUACAUCAAAGUCCAGGGGGAGAAGGUCAGACGCAAGAUUAAGAAGGAUUUUGAGGAGCUCCGUCGCUUCCUUGACGUCGAAGAAGAGGCUUGGUUGGCUGCGGUCAGGGAGGAGGAGGAGGAGAAGAGUCGGACCAUGAAGGAGAAGAUCGCGGCUCUCAGCAGAGAAAUGGCUGCUCUCUCAGAUGCCAUCAGAAGCACUGAGGAGCAGCUGGCGUCUAGCAACAUUUCUUUCAUGAAGAACUUUCAGACUGUGAUGAGGAGUAUCCAAGAGCCCCCCGAUAAACCGAAGCUGCUCCGAGGUGGUCUGCUGGACGAAGCCAAACACUUGGGCAACCUCAAGUUCAAGGUGUGGGAGCGGAUGAAGGAGACGCUCGCCUACAGUCCCGUCAUUCUGGACCCCAACACGGCUGGUCCAAGAAUCAGUCUGUCUGAUAAUCUGACAUGUCUGAGUUUGGAAGAAGUACGCCAGGAGCGUCCAAAGAAUCCAGAGAGGUUCCAGACGUGGCGGUCUGUGCUGGGUGCUGCUUUGGACUCGGGAAGACACGUGUGGGACGUUGAGGUGGGAGACAACAAUGGCUGGGCAGUGGGGGUCGCGUGGGGGGACCCUUGUUUACCUCAGAAAAUGAAUCUUAGGUUAACUGGAUUUUGUGAUGGUAAAUACAAAAUUCCCAAUGGCGAAUAUGGAGAAUGUAAUCCGCGUGUCAAAGUGCAGUGGAUCCGAGUUGCAGUGGACAUGAAUAAAAGGUCAUUGUCGUUCUCGGAAACUCUUACAAACACCAAAUUGUGGAACGCUCAGGAGCUUUCCAAUUGGCCAGACUUGUCCGGUAACACCAAAAUGUAUCCUUACUUUCACACAAAAAGUAAAGCUCCUUUAAAAAUAAUCUCCAUUCAACCUGGCGUGACGACUGGCAUGAGUUAA